CCAAAGUCCCCAGAAAGAGUGACAAGAGCUCGGUUAAAGAGAAAAAAGUGGUUCUUGGAAUCGUCAGUGAAUAUAAACUUGUAAUGCUCCCUGAUGAUCUGCAGUCCUUCUGCUUUUCGUUAUCCUCUUUUGUUUUUAUGAAUUCCUGAGGACUGAUUCACGAUGAGAACUUGGUUUGGUCGUGGUAAGAAACUGCAGCGUGCGGUAACAUCAUGCUGUCUCUGCGCUUUUGUUCUUUAUGGCUAUGAUCAAGGUGUCUUUGGAGGUAUUCUCGAGAACGAGGAUUGGCUGCGGCAGUUCAAUGAUCCUGGCGAUACUUUGACUGGCUUCAUUACUUCAAGCUACAAUCUUGGUUGUUUGCUCGGCUGUUUCAAGAAUUUCUUCGUUGGUGAAAAGCUGGGUCGAAGAUGGACUAUUUGGGUUGCAAUGGGCUGGAUCCUUGUUGGAGCUGCGCUGCAAGCAACUGCGUUUACACGAGGACAUCUCAUUGUUGGGCGAAUCGUCACCGGUGUCGGAACUGGUCUCAAAACGUCUACAGUUCCAAUGUACCAAUCCGAACUUUGUGAAGGCACAAAGCGAGGCCGUCUCGUCUCUGCAGAAGUCAUGUUCGUCGGAAUCGGCAUCGCGUUCGCAUACUGGUGGGACUUUGCUUUCAGCUUCGUCGGAGGGCCAUUCGCUUGGCGCUGGCCCCUCGCUUUUCAAGCCGUUUUCGCAUUUUGGGUCAUCUUUGUCGUAUUCGGUGUACCCGAGUCGCCGCGUUGGCUACUCAAUCAUGGAAAGAGACAAGAGGCCAUCGAAGUCCUGUCAGCCGUUUAUGAUAAACCUGUUGAUCAUCCUGAUAUCCUGCGUGAAGUCGAAUCAAUCGAGGCAGCUCUGUCGAUGGAAGCUGAAGCGGAGGGAAGUACUUCUUGGGCUUCGACUUUCAGAAAAGAUAAGGUCAGCACGAGGUACCGCGUUUUCCUUGCUUGGUUCGUGCAGUUUAUGAACCAAGCUGGUGGAAUUAACCUGGUUGUUUACUAUAUCUUGACUGUUCUGACCGCCAACGUUGGACUCGAGCACAGACUAGCCCAGAUUAUCGCUGGGUGCAUUCAGCUAAUGUUUCCGAUUGGAUCACUACUCCCAACACUGGCUUUGGACAAGAUGGGUCGUCGGUCUACCAUGAUGUGGGGAUCUGCUGGACUGUCGUUCUCAAUGAUGAUGGUAGCUGCACUUUUAUCUCAGGCUGAUGAUACAUCGCGAGGUCGAGCAUUUGCUGCUGGAUCAGUAGCAUUCUUCUUCACCUACAUGCUCGUCUUCGGUGCGAGUAUGAACUGCGUUCCGUGGGUCUACGUCCCCGAGAUUCUCCCCCUUCAUGCUCGAACCAAGGGAACUGCUAUUGGCGUCAGUUCAAACUGGCUCUGGAAUUUCACAGUGGUCAUGAUCACUCCUAUUCUCAUCAACCGUCUCCAAUGGAGGGCAUAUCUCAUCUUUAUGACCACCAACCUCAUUUUUGUUCCGAUUAUCUUCUUCCUGUACCCCGAGACAUCUAAUUUGGCUCUUGAAGAAGUUGACUACAUAUUUGCUCGUGGUGAGAAUACUGUUCAAGUGGCCCAGGAAAUGCAGAAGGAACUUGCCCUUCACGGACGUUUGGCGGAUGAUAGAUACCCUGAGAAAGCGACAAAGAUGGAACGCAAGUCUCAUGAGAAGGGUGACGAGUUCGUCGAACACGCACAUGCUUGAAUUCUAGGUCUGAAAUAAGAGCCCUGGGCUAUUCGUUUCAUAAAUGACGGGACGGGCAUAUAGUGGCCCGAGAAGUCAGAAUCGUUGGG
This is a messenger RNA of Fusarium redolens, 1808 nucleotides long. RefSeq names its product general substrate transporter. Gene Ontology annotation, cellular component: membrane. The record is from RefSeq and is a predicted model, not a curated record. The transcript is spliced from 4 exons. Gene Ontology annotation, molecular function: carbohydrate:proton symporter activity. Bases 163 to 1719 code for a protein of 518 amino acids. NCBI's taxonomy places the organism in Eukaryota, Fungi, Ascomycota, Sordariomycetes, Hypocreales, Nectriaceae. Gene Ontology annotation, biological process: transmembrane transport; carbohydrate transport.